This is a messenger RNA of Cydia fagiglandana, 1872 nucleotides long. RefSeq lists its product as uncharacterized. The coding region runs from base 86 to 1765 and encodes 559 amino acids. NCBI's taxonomy places the organism in Eukaryota, Metazoa, Arthropoda, Insecta, Lepidoptera, Tortricidae. The transcript has 12 exons. The record is from RefSeq and is a predicted model, not a curated record.
AGCUGGAAAAAAUACCGAUCAGCUAACGGUGACCGGAGCAGAUCCCGUAGUGGGACGUAAAGUUCAAAACAAAAUUGUUGGUUUGAUGGAAGGAUUAGUACCCGAUAACCAAAAAGAGCUCAUGGAUGGUGUAAUUGCUGAUGCUACUCGGUAUCUUGCUGUUCAUCUUUUACAACCACGUGUGAUCCAAGUGUGCAAGUGCAUGAAGAGCGUGUUCGUGCAAUGCGAGUUGUGGUGCGACGAGAUCUUCAGGCGCAUGUCCCGCCCGUGCUGCUCAUGCUCGCGGCAGCUGGUGAUGCAUACGCUGUCAGAUCUAGCGCCCAACGAGCUGCUCCAACCGUCAACUCGGGGAGAUCGCGUCUACGGGCCCGGUGUCGAUAUCACCAUCAGGCCCUGCCCUGCGCCCUCAUGCCCCGCGAACGACCCCACAUGCCCCGCGGACGCCCCAACAGAGGGCUGCCAGACCUCCUAUAUGCUCUACUCCACCGAGUACGACCGACAGCGCCAGUACCUCGAUUCGCCGACCAAACUCGCACGCUCGUCCUUCCACGACACUAACAUCAGCGACUUGUCCCUCGAAGCGUUAAGUCCAUCUUCCGAAGAACGUACAUCUGAAUCUAUACCCUCGAGCUCAUACUUUUUAACCCAAUCGCACUCUGAGGACAUGUCUAAGUCCUGGUCGUACCAUACAACAUCGGCACCAUCUACCGAUCAAUGUGGUGCCUUUGAAGCUACCAGGUCAUCGCCGGGCUUCGCUUGGAGAUCACAUCGUCCAUUACGUACGCAAACUAAUCCGGCAACACUAUUCUCAGAGUUGGGCUAUACUCGUAUUGAGACUACAAAUCCAGAUUCAAAUGUUUCAGGCAUACCGGUGAUCUCAACCGAUCAAAUGGGCGACUGGCACGCAAUGAUGGUGAGCCUGACGUGGAACGUGCAAGCCUGGCGCAAGUGGAUACAAGAGACCGUGGACCGCGCGCUGUCAUAUCAGCACAGUAGUCAUUUGACAGAUAAACCUGCAGAAUCAUGGAAUAAUUUUCGGAAAAAAAUAACUACAGAGGCCCUACAAUGGCGCCAGUACAAUCUUUUCAGUCGGCAGUUGAUUCUGAGACUUGUUCUCCGGUACCAGGAUAAAAAGGUAAAGGAGACCGAUUCAUUACGACUGCCCCCAUCUACUACGGACUCACAGAAACAAGAUUUGCGAUGGAAUUACUUCAAAAGUAAAGUGGAGGAAUAUGCUGAAGAUUGGAAAAACUUCAAUACGCAAAUCAUUAAAAUAAAUUGGGAAAACCACUUCAUGGGACUCAUUCCAGAAUGGAUAUCACUGUGGAAAUCAGGCGGGCCGGUGUGGGUGGUGAGCGCGUGCGGCGCCGUGCCGAGCGGCGCGGUGAAGGCCGACGAGGACACGUGGGUCGCGCGCACCACGCACCGCGGCCGCGUGCUGCCCGCCGCCCUGCGCCCCUCCAAGCACUGCUGCGUCCUGUACGCGCAGGGCGCCGUGCACCACUAUACCAGGUACCAGGUACUAUGCAACGCGGACGUGGAGUGGAUCCCUUGGCGGUCGGACGGGUCGGUGCCGACGCGUUCGGUGGUGGUGGCGCCGCGCGUGCUGGUGGGGCGCGUGCGCUACCGCGGCUCGUUCCUGCUCGGCGCGGUGCCGGCGCCCCACUACCGCUGCCACAUCGUCAUCCUCGGCCGCCCCUUCGCUGUCAACACCUACGACCUGCUGGUCUUGGUGGACACGGACACCGACGGUGACGCGCUCUAGCACGCCGUGCGUGCCGGACAGGCGCACCAUGUCGCCCGUGCGGAACAUGUCCGUCGCGUUGGCCGCGCCCACUAUGCACGGCAGCCCGUACUCUCGCGCUAUCACCG